Messenger RNA from Phodopus roborovskii (desert hamster), 879 nucleotides. Its product is annotated as prolactin-2A1. NCBI's taxonomy places the organism in Eukaryota, Metazoa, Chordata, Mammalia, Rodentia, Cricetidae. Gene Ontology annotation, molecular function: prolactin receptor binding; hormone activity. The record is from RefSeq and is a predicted model, not a curated record. Bases 1 to 738 code for a protein of 245 amino acids. The transcript has 5 exons. Gene Ontology annotation, cellular component: extracellular region. Gene Ontology annotation, biological process: response to nutrient levels; positive regulation of receptor signaling pathway via JAK-STAT; female pregnancy.
AUGAGUAUUGAAGGAAAUUCCAGAACAUGGUAUGAACCACCUCAUAGAGUCAAACUUUCAAACAUUGAUAUGUCCAGUCAAAGGACACUGCUUCUACUACUGAUGUCUAGCCUGCUCAUGUGGGAAGAUGUGUCCUCAUUGCCCACCUGUAUAAUGCGUAAUGGGCGCUGCUUUGCUCCUAUGGGAGAAUUUCUUGAUAGAGCUGUCAGUUUGUCUCAGAAAAUGAAUAAACAAGCAUUUGAAAUGUUCAUUGAAUUUGAUUAUCACUAUGCCCAGAGCCAGCAGCUCAUUAAGAAGAACUUCAAAAAAUGCCACACAUCUUCUCUUCAUCUUCCUAAACCCAGGAGUAAAGCCCUGCACACACAUCCAGCCGUACUACUGAAAUUAGUGGAAAGCUUAUUGGCUGCCUGGAAAGUCCCUCUGUACCAUCUAGUGAAAGAAAUGUCUUCCUUGGAAGAUGUCCCUGCUACUAUCUUGUCAAAAGCCAGAGAGAUUGAGCAAAAGAACGCUGGACUCCUGGAGGGGAUCAGGAGUAUUCUCAACCACAUUCAAAGUAGAGAUGCUAGAAAAGAGAGCUACCCUGCUUGGUCUGGACUGGCUUCUUUGAAGUCCAACAUUGAAGACGUUCGCCAUUUUGCAUUUUAUAAUCUCAUCCGCUGCGCAGGCAAAAAUGCUCAUAAGGUUGAAACUUCUCUCAAGAUCGUGAAGUGCAAAGUAUUAAAACAAAACAACUGCUAAGCCAUUUCCAUUACAUCUCUUUCUGAUGUGCUGCUAGAUGACAUGUUGAUGUAAAACUUCCUUUAGCUGCUUUUGUUUUGAAUGCAUGCUGGUGUGAUGGUUAUCUUCUUUUAAAAUAAAAACUGACUUCAUAUACAAAAA